UUUCUGCAUCACCACACCAACAAGCUUACCACUAAACAGACCACCAGGAUGGAUUGUGAGCGCUUUUCAGCUGACAGCAAGCGCAAGUACAAGCUGUACUUCAAUCUAUUGCACUCGAAAAUGCGUAAGAACAGCGUUGAUAAGCGCAACACGUACAAUAUAGAUAAGAAAGGCUUCUUUAUUAGCAUUAAUAGUUAG
Messenger RNA from Didymella exigua CBS 183.55, 198 nucleotides. RefSeq lists its product as uncharacterized. The transcript has a single exon. The record is from RefSeq and is a predicted model, not a curated record. Lineage: Eukaryota; Fungi; Ascomycota; Dothideomycetes; Pleosporales; Didymellaceae. The annotation marks the transcript as partial.